Molecule: messenger RNA, 1452 nt
Organism: Sinocyclocheilus grahami
Lineage: Eukaryota; Metazoa; Chordata; Actinopteri; Cypriniformes; Cyprinidae
Product: Fc receptor-like protein 2
Exons: 8
Coding region: 1-1452 (483 amino acids)
Biological process (GO): immune response; cell surface receptor signaling pathway
Cellular component (GO): external side of plasma membrane
Molecular function (GO): transmembrane signaling receptor activity
Source: RefSeq, a predicted model, not a curated record
AUGGAGGAGAAUACAGAAAGACCAAAAACCAAUGUGACAAUUACACCUGAUCAACAUGUAUUCAGAGGAGAGACAGUCACUCUCAGAUGUGACAUUGAUGGUGAAGCAGUCACUAGCUGGAAGUACAGCUGGUAUAAAGAUGGUUCAGUCAGUGUUUUCAGUGAACUACAGGAACAUACAUUCUGGUAUGUUACUGAGUCUGACGCAGGUAAUUACUCCUGUUAUGGAGCAGAGAGAGAAGGAUCACGAACAUCAAACAUCAGUGAUGCAGUUACACUGACAGUAUCAGAUAAAGCCAAGACAGUUUUAAGUGUUUCUUCACAGAAGUGGUUGACUGAAGGAGAUCCAGUGACUCUGAUCUGUGAGGUUAAAGGCUCCUCUACAGGCUGGACAUUCAGCUGGUACACUGAAACUGUUUCAUCAGACUACAGAAGUCAUCAUUAUAAGCUACUCUCAGACAGCAGCAGAGGAGCUGGAGGAAACUACACUGUCAGUUCUGCUGCUCUGAAUCACACAGGAGUUUAUGUGUGCAGAGCAACGAGAGGAAAACCAGCCUAUAGCACAUGGUACAGCAACACACAGUUAAUAUGGGUCACUGGUGUUUCUCCUCCAGUCUCUCUGAUCGUCAGUCCCAGCAGAACUCAACACUUCACAUCUGUCUCUCUCUCUCUGAGCUGUGAGGACCAGAGUAACUCUGAUAGAUGGAGAGUGAGAAGAUACUCAGACAGUUUGGGACUGUUCGAUUGUUCAUCACGCUGGGGAUCACAAACAGGAUCUACAUGUACAAUUAGCUACACCGUCCCACCAUACACUGGAGUGUACUGGUGUCAGUCUGAAUCUGGAGAGAUCAGUCAUCCUGUUAAUAUCACUGUACACCCUGGUGUGAUUCUGGAGAGUCCUGUUCAUCCUGUAACUGAAGGAGAUACGCUGACUCUACGCUGUUUAUAUCAACAUUCAACCCCACCAAACCUCAGAGCUGAUUUCUAUAAAGAUGGAUCACUCAUCCAGAAUCAAACUACAGAGAUGAUCAUCUCUACUGUCUCAAAGUCACAUGAGGGUUUCUACUACUGCAAACACCCAGAGAGAGGAGAGUCACUCAAGAGCUGGAUCUCAGUCACAGCUUCCUCUAGAUCUGAUGGUCUCAAUCCCAUGAUAAUUGGAGUGACUGCAGGACUGACUGUCACAUCUUUGAUCAUUGUCCUCUUGGUCCUGCUGUGGUACUACAGAAACAACAAAGUUAGGAAGAGCCUGAUCUUCCUGAUGUUUUUCAGUGCGAAUGUGGCGGGGCAGUGCAAUUUUAAGGCACCAGCCCAAGUUGGUACUGGUAAGAAAAUCGAUCAUUUGAAGAGGUUUGAUUGCACACGCUGGAAGCGCAGCCAGAAGAGCAUUGCAGUAGUCCAGUCUAGAGAUGACAAGAGUCUGGAUGAGGAGUUGUGCAUCAUUUUCAGUUAG